AUGAAGAGGCGGAAAAAAGUGUCGGGUGCGGAACGAACGCGGAAAAGUUGGCGUUAUCCGGGAGACAAGUUAAAUCGCAAUUUAUUAGGGCGCACUAGUGAGCUUAGCGCCGACACGCCGACACGCCGACACGCCGACCGCGCAGCCGAGCCACGAGCGGGACGUCGUCGCACCGCAUCGAUAACGCUUCUGCUUCAAGUUAAACGCAUCUCGUAUAACACAAAAGACCCGACGUUAUGCUAA
This is a messenger RNA of Leptosia nina, 243 nucleotides long. Lineage: Eukaryota; Metazoa; Arthropoda; Insecta; Lepidoptera; Pieridae. The record is from the annotation of a GenBank genome assembly.